CGCUCGCUCCUGCCUUCUCUCCCUCCCUCCACCCGAGCGCGGCGCCGUCCAUGCCAUUGCCAUUGCCCGGCCCCGUCGCUCUCCAAGGUGCUGAACCGCGCGGGGCGGCGCUGCGGGGCCCGCUCUCCAAGGUGCUGAAGCCCCUCCAAGGCGGGCGCCCGCUCAGCCUGCCCGGCUCAGCCUCCCAAGCGCUGCCUUUCUCCCCAAGCGCCCGGAUUGUGUACAAAUUGCGCGCAGAGAGAGACCAGCCCCGCCGCCUGCCUCCCGCUCUCCUCUUCGCCCCCUCCUCGCUCUCUCUCUCUCUCUCUUUUUUCCAAGUGCCCAUUUCCCACUCUGACUCUUGUGGACUACAAAACAAACAAACAAAAUGUGUAACCUCAAUGCACUCGGCGUCUACCUUUGGGAGACCAUAGUAUUCUUCAGCCUUGCUGCUUCCAAAGAAACUGGAGCAGCAGCCCGAUCAGCUCCUAAACCAAUGUCCCCUUCAGAUUUCCUGGAUAAACUGAUGGGAAGGACAUCAGGAUACGAUGCCAGAAUCAGGCCCAAUUUUAAAGGUCCUCCAGUGAAUGUCAGCUGCAAUAUUUUCAUCAACAGCUUUGGAUCUAUUGCGGAAACUACAAUGGAUUACAGAGUGAAUAUUUUCUUGCGACAGACAUGGAAUGACCCUCGACUGGCAUACCAUGAGUUUCCAGAUGAUGCCCUGGAUCUGGACCCAUCUAUGUUGGACUCCAUCUGGAAGCCGGACUUGUUCUUUGCCAAUGAGAAAGGAGCUCACUUUCAUGAAAUCACAACAGAUAACAAACUCCUACGCAUCUCCAAAAAUGGCAAUGUCCUGUACAGCAUUAGGAUUACCUUGACACUGGCUUGCCCUAUGGAUCUGAAGAACUUCCCCAUGGAUGUCCAGACAUGUAUCAUGCAAUUGGAAAGCUUUGGAUACACAAUGAAUGAUCUGAUAUUUAAAUGGCAAAAAGCUAAUGCCGUGCAGAUUGCUGAAGGGUUAACUUUGCCUCAGUUCAUUCUGAAAGAAGAGAAAGAUUUGCGUGACUGUACUAAAGAAUACAAUACAGGCAUGUUCACCUGUAUAGAAGCCCGUUUCCACCUGGAGCGACAGAUGGGAUACUACCUGAUCCAGAUGUACAUCCCCAGCUUGCUGAUUGUAAUUCUGUCCUGGAUCUCCUUCUGGAUCAACAUGGAUGCUGCACCUGCCCGAGUUGGCCUGGGCAUCACUACUGUGCUCACUAUGACCACACAAAGCUCUGGUUCCCGAGCAUCUUUGCCCAAGGUGUCCUAUGUUAAGGCCAUUGAUAUCUGGAUGGCUGUGUGCUUGCUGUUUGUGUUCUCGGCUCUUCUGGAGUAUGCUGCUGUCAACUUUGUGUCCCGGCAGCACAAAGAGCUCCUCAGGUUCAGAAGGAGAAGGCGGCACCACAAGAGCCCUAUGUUUAAUAUAUUUCAGGAGGAUGACACUGGAGAAGGCCGGUUCAACUUCUCCGCCUACGGGAUGGGACCUGCCUGCCUACAAGCCAAGGAUGGCAUCUCAGUCAAAGGAGCCAAUAACAACAACACAGCAAACCCUGCGCCACCUGCUUCCAAGUCUGCCGAUGAAAUGCGCAAGCUUUUCGUCCAGCGAGCCAAAAAGAUCGAUAAGUUUUCACGGAUCGGUUUCCCUAUGGCUUUCCUCAUCUUCAACAUUUUCUACUGGAUCAUCUACAAGAUUGUCCGAAGGGAAGAUGUACACAAGCCAUGAGCCAAGAGAGAGGGAGUUCCUAUGCCAAAAUCAAAAGAGAAUGGAUGGUUGCAAAGGCAAGAUAGAUGGUUACUCUAUACUCACCAUGUGCAAUAGCAAUGCAGUGAUGCAUGAAAUUAAGAAUGUGGCAAUAUCUAUUUUAAAAAGGGGGUGACUUUUAAAAAAACACAUGAACUGAAAAAUACUAGGGGUGGGUGGGCUUUGGGAAGAAAGCUUUCAAAAACUUGAGUUGGGGAGAUUAUGGAAGAAAUGAAUUGUUUUACAGCAUAGGGAAGUUAGGAUUGCUAUGGCGGCAGUCCAAGCAGUGUAAUAUAUUAAAUAUAUAUUCAUGCUUAAUUAUAAUGCAAAAAGAAAUCCUUUUUUAGCCUAUUAACAGCUUAGAUUCUAAAGCCAAUGGAAUGAUUCAUGAUUCCAUGUGCAAAGAGGAUUGCAAUUCUGCUUAAACCCGACUCUUGCUCUACAAGGCCAUACCAGUCCUAAGAAAGCAUGCUAAAGAGAUAUUUUUAAAGAGAAAGAGAGAGAGAGAGAGUUUGGAUGGGGAUAUUUUAAAUGAGAAAGGAAAGGUCAGGGUUUGCUGGGAAGCACUGAGGGGAUUAUAAAUUUCAUACUAGAAAACAAUCACUUUAUUGUCUUCCCCUACAAAAUAUAGAAUAUAUAAAUUGAUAGAUAGAUAAAUCUUAUUUUAUAUGCCUGGCAGUGAGUGGUGCAAACUGAAGUAAAGAAAUGCCUCUAUAGUAUUUAUUUAAAUGCUAACCUACAUUUUUAACAUUAGUUGGAUUUCCAUCAGAAGUGAACAACAGCUUCUUAAAUCUCAAGAGGUAGAAGUUGUCUCUUCUGAACAAAGGUGCUCACUCAUACAACUCACAGCUAUUGGCAUGAAUGGGAAUCCCAGAAAUGUGAUUGUAGACUCAUCACAUGAGGUUUCCAAAGCAGUACUCAUUUUACGAUACUAGCCCUGUUUCUUUAAGUUGAUAAAAAAGCAAGUUCAUAAAAUGAGAAACUAGAGCUUUAAAACACCCCCCCCCCCCCCCCC
Messenger RNA from Anolis sagrei ordinatus, 2777 nucleotides. RefSeq names its product glycine receptor alpha 1 (gene GLRA1). The record is from RefSeq and is a predicted model, not a curated record. Gene Ontology annotation, cellular component: postsynaptic membrane; synapse; plasma membrane. NCBI's taxonomy places the organism in Eukaryota, Metazoa, Chordata, Lepidosauria, Squamata, Anolidae. Gene Ontology annotation, molecular function: extracellularly glycine-gated chloride channel activity; transmembrane signaling receptor activity; glycine binding. Gene Ontology annotation, biological process: regulation of membrane potential; neuropeptide signaling pathway; chloride transmembrane transport.